AGGUUCCAUCGUUUCAUCUGAAAAUAAUAACCCUCGGAUUUGAUUGUCCGAGUAUUUUCUGUACGGAGCACAGUCACACAGCUACGCAUUAAUCUCAUCAACACAAAGUACCGCGCAGCUUUAAGAAGCUCCAUUAACCCCAACGUACGUAUCUUUAUAUCUUUAUAUUGGAGAGCUUGUCUUAUUAUUAUUGGCUUCUUCGCCAGUACUGGUAGCUCCGAGCAAGGAUGAAAGUGUAAUAGCCUCGUCAUACAAGGCUAGAAAUAUGGCUACAGGUUAGAUACCUUUCUCUUGAAAGCUUUCUUCACUCUUGGUCCUGCCCUAUGCUAACCAUGCAUAUAACAGUGCGGAUAUGUGUCUGCGGAGAUGAUGGGACUGGAAAAUCGAGUCUCAUCACAUCACUAGUCAAAGAUGUAUUUGUUACGAACAAAAUUCAAUCAGUUCUCCCUCAAAUCACCAUACCUCCAAGUAUUGGUACUCCAGAAAAUGUUACCACAACGAUUGUCGAUACAUCUGCCGAACCUCAAGAACGAAAUACAUUGCGCAAAGAAAUAAGGAAAUCAAAUGUUAUACUUUUGGUAUACUCGGAUCACUACAGCUAUGAAAGAGUGGCUCUAUUCUGGAUGCCAUACUUCCGCUCCUUGGGUGUGAAUGUACCGGUAGUAUUAUGUGCCAAUAAAUCUGACACAACUACAAAUGCAAACACGGCACAAGUGGUGGAGGAUGAAAUGUUACCAGUGAUGGCAGAGUUUAAAGAAAUAGAUUCUUGUAUACGGACGAGUGCUAGGGAACAUCACAAUGUCAAUGAAGUGUUCUUCCUAUGUCAAAAAGCCGUUACACAUCCAAUUGCACCACUUUUCGAUUCCAAGGAAGGUAUAUUGAAGCCUGCGUGUGUUGCGGCUUUGAAUAGGAUAUUUUACUUGAAUGAUAAAGAUCAGGAUGGAUAUUUAAAUGACCAGGAAAUGCAAGACUUUCAAGUCAGGUGUUUUGAAAAGCCAUUGGCCCCCACUGAUCUCGAGAAUAUUAAGAUGUCGAUAAGUAGGGCUUCGCCAAAUUCAAAUAUGGAAAGAGGGGUUGAUCAAAAAGGGUUCAUUCACCUCAACAAAAUAUUUGCGGAAAAGGGCAGACAUGAGACUAUAUGGCUUAUUCUACGGAAAUAUCACUAUACGGACAGCCUGAGCUUGAAGGAUAGUUUCCUUCAUCCUAAACUCGAUAUUCCCGAAUUUGCUUCUGCAGAACUCAGUCCCGCUGGAUAUCGAUUCUUCGUCGACCUCUUUCUGUUGUUCGACAAAGACAACGAUGGAGGUUUGAACGAUAACGAAUUGAAUGCGCUAUUUGCACCUACUCCGGGGCUUCCAUCACAUUGGCUCGAUUCGAACUUCCCAGCUUCUACAGUUCGCAAUGAAGCCGGGCACAUAACUCUCCAAGGUUGGCUAGCUCAAUGGUCUAUGACAACCUUUGUUAGUCCUGCCACUACCCUCUCCUACUUAGCCUACCUGGGUUUCGAGCCUACGCCUGGCAAACCUUCUACAACCACCGCCCUCAAAAUAACAAAACCUCGCAAAAGACGACGUCGACCUGUCCGCACCGAGCGAAACGUAGUUCUCUGCUACGUCCUUGGUUCCCCCUCGUCAGGAAAAUCCUCCAUCCUCGAUGCCUUCCUCAACCGUCCCUUUGACCACCUCUACCGCCCCACCAUCAAACCGCGCGUUGCAGUCAACAGCGUCGAACUUCCAGGCGGCAAACAGUGUUAUCUAAUCCUCGAAGAGCUCGGUGAACUCGAACCGGCCAUCCUCGAAAACCAAGCCAAGCUAGACGCCUGUGAUCUCCUCUGCUACACUUACGAUUCCUCCGAUCCGGACUCCUUCUCCCACAUAAUCAACCUACAUAAAAAAUAUCCCGCCCUCUCAUCCCUCCCCUCGAUCUGCACAGCCCUCAAAGCCGAUCUCGAUAAAACAACCCAAAGAUGCGAAAAACAACCAGAUGAAUACGCUCAGCUCAUGAACAUGAACGCCCCAGUCCAUGUAAGCGUCACGUGGCAUAGCAUUAGUGAACUUUUUGUUACACUAGCAGAAGCAGCGACAGAUCCAUCAAAAGCGUUUCCAAAAAGCGAGGAAGAGGCGCCAGAUAGAACAGGUGUCUGGAUUGCGGUUGGCGCGACAGCUUGCGCGGUCGUGGCGGCGGGUAUGAUUUGGAGGAGGACGUGGUACGUCGGAUAGAGAGAGUUGUGUGGCUCUGAGAAAUGAAGGGUUUUGCAUGCAUAGCACUAUGAAGGGGUCUUGUUGGGGAUGCACUGCACUUACAAUUCGUAUAUUGUUUUCCUUCCAAUACCUAACCACUGAUGGAAUGAAGUCUUAGUCUUAGUCUUAGUACCUUGCUAAGAUACUAGGUAUUUACUUCCUGAUCGAUAGGAAUCCUCAGACACAACGAAAGCAAUGGAUGGAAAAGAAAUAUCGUUGAUAUAGGUAAGGGUGAGGGGUAUGAGUUAUAGUUAGGUAUAGUUUGCAAGCUUGUGAUUAAUUGAAUGAUACCCAGUUUAAUCUCUAUUA
This is a messenger RNA of Sclerotinia trifoliorum, 2549 nucleotides long. Lineage: Eukaryota; Fungi; Ascomycota; Leotiomycetes; Helotiales; Sclerotiniaceae. The record is from the annotation of a GenBank genome assembly.